Messenger RNA from Nerophis lumbriciformis (worm pipefish), 2001 nucleotides. NCBI's taxonomy places the organism in Eukaryota, Metazoa, Chordata, Actinopteri, Syngnathiformes, Syngnathidae. The record is from RefSeq and is a predicted model, not a curated record.
AUGGCGGAGGAGCUGCUGGAAACAGUGGACAGACUUCAGUCCCGGCUCAUGGAGAGCCCCGAGCCGGGAAAGCUCCUUAAGACUCUCAAAAGACUUGGUGAUCUGCCCAUGACUGUUGACAUCCUGGUGGAAACUGGAGUAGGAAAAACUGUGAACUCUUUUCGGAAACACGAAGUAGCGGCUGAGGCGGCAAAAAAUCUUGUAGCCAAGUGGAAGAAGCUCGUCCCGCAGUCAUCCGACAUUAGAAGCAACAACAGCCAUGUGAAAGAAGCACCGCGGUCACAUUCUCAAGGUGUUGGCGUUGCGGUCCACAGACGUCAGCGUGAACCCUCACCUGAGGAAGAGGAGCCUUCUUAUGUUGAAGAAGAGGAGGAGGAAGAAGAAGAAGAGCGAGGUUAUCGAACCAACUACUCCCCCUCGCCUCCCCAGCACCAGCAGUACAGCCCCCCGCAGCUUGGGAGCGACCAGUCAGACAAGUACGACAGCCCCGAGCCGGAACCUGAGCCCAGCCCUCCUCCCCCUCCUCCCCGCAAAGACAGCAAACAUACUAAGCCCGUCAAAUCUGACAAGAACCACCACCAUCGCGGCGAUCACGCUGACCGGGGCAGAGACUGCGAGUCGCGGUCGCGCCACGUGCCCACCAACCGCGGCGACGGGAAGAAGCGGAACGCGGACAGAGAGCGUAGCCCUGUCGCGAAGCCCGCCAAGCAUAGCAAGAAGUCGGAUGGGAGCAAGCGGGAAGAGACCAAGAAGGGAGGAGAUGAAGGGCGACCACAAAAGCGUUUGCCGGGCAGCGAUGACGAAAAUGACGAAUUUGAAACACCCACCAUGUCCUUCGAGUCCUUCCUCACCUAUGACGCACCCACAUCUGUUAAGAAGAAGAAGAAGACCGCACCCGCUUCUUCGUCCUCGCACAAUCGCCCUUCUCGGCCCUCAUCCUCGGCUCCUAGUACAAGUACGAGGACAAUGUCUUCCCGCCGAGCCGCUCCGGCUGCCUCCUCCUCGUCCUCGUCUUCGUCCUCCAAAGGGAGCAAAGCAAACGGCGCUCAGAGCACAAAGAAGUCUCGGUCGGGGACGUCUUCGAACGCGCCAGAAAAACGAAGGAGGGUUGUAGAGCCCGUCCCAUCCCUUCCUGACAUCCCCCUGCCAGCCAUCCAGCCUGACUACAGACCUCUGCCCUCCAUUGACAUUACACCGCUAUCCCCUCAGAGGCGGAAAGGUCCGGUCUUCAACGAUGAAGAGGACGCCGGAUUCACAGGAAAGCGGUUCAACUCCAAGAUGGUGGUCUACUCGGGAUCCAAGACCACCUACCUACCGCGAAUGAUGACGCUGUACGAGCAGUGCAUUCGUGUGCUACAGAACAACAUUGACUCCAUCGAUGAGGUUGGCGGCGUCCCGUUUGGGAUUCUGGAACCGGUCCUAGAACGCUGCACUCCGGAGCAGCUGUAUCGCAUUGAGCAGAGCAACCAGUGGUUCACAGAGGAAUCUGACGAACUGUGGAUGCGCCACUGUCAACGCGACUUCAAGCGAGAGACCCCGCAGGAAUACGAGUCCUGGCGGGAGAUGUAUUUGCGGCUGCAUGACGAGCGGGAAGCGCGCCUACGCAAGCUAACGCAAAACAUUAGCAUGGCACAUGCUAACAAGCCCAAAGAGCGGCAAGUCAAGAUGGCGUUCGUCAACUCCGUGGCCAAACCACCUCGAGACGUCCGGCGCCGGCAGGAAAAGUUCGGGACCACCAACGGUUCUUCAGCGGCCUCCGUUGCCGCCUCCACGCCCAUCAAAAUAAGACCAGCCACCGUAGACUACUCCGGCGAGUCCAGUCACACGUCGCCCUCCUCGUCUUUCCUCAACCCGUCUCCCGGAUCGUCGCGAUCCUCAGCACACGGCGCGGGUGCCUUAGGAGGAGGACACGCUUUCCGGGACAAACCACAGCCCAAAAAAAUUGCCCCAAUGAUGGCCAAAACGAUAAAAGCCUUCAAGAACAGAUUCUCCCGCCGAUAA